CAGUAAUAUAUAUUUUUCUACUUGCUGUUUAAAAUGCUGAUUGUCCAGGGAAAAUUUGAAUUUUGACGGAAAAUGAAUCAAAUCGAUCGUAUGAAAUGGGUUCUUGUGAUAAUCUGGGUUGGAAUAAACUCUCUUAUUUUUGGUCUAACUUUUCAUCAAUACGACACCAGUAAAGAUUAUUAUUAUCUUCGUGUAUUGACCAAGUCUGGUUUGGCAUGGGCAAGAGCAUCAGCUGCAGUUCUUAAUUUCAAUUGCUUUUUAAUUCUUCUUCCUGUCUGUCGAAACAUGUUGUCAUUUCUUCGAGGUGUAGAUUGUUGUGGAGCCAGGUCACAAUUUACAAGUUUACUUGAUAAAAAUAUCACAUUUCAUGAGUCAUUGCCUAUGGGGGAUUCUGGGAAUGAUACUUACAUCAACCCUAUAAGAAAACAAGAUGCAGACCCUCCAACUGAAGUCUUUAAGACUGUUGCAGGUGUUUCAGGCUUUAUAAUGACAUUAGUACUGGUACUCAUGGUUACGUCAUCAACAGGACUUCUAAGACGUUCGUAUUUUGAAGUCUUUUGGUUCACUCAUCAUUUAUUUAUUAUUUUCUUCGUUGGUUUGAUUGUUCAUGGCAUGCAUCCCCAGACAAAUGUUAAGGAACACGAUCCUGAAUUUUGUCAAUUAUCACCAAAAUGUCAAAUUGAUCCUCAUUUUGAGUCCGCAGGACCACAGUCGUGGAAGUGGAUAGUAGCUCCGUUGUCACUAUAUUUCAUUGAAAGAUUUAUUCGUUUUCUUAGAUCAUUACAAACUGUCACUGUAACCAAGAUUGUGAAACAUCCAUCAAAUGUUAUUGAAAUUCAAAUGAAGAAAUCUGGAUUUUCAUAUUUACCUGGUCAGUAUGUGUUUCUUCAAUGUCCAAUUUCUCAUUUGGAAUGGCAUCCAUUUACUUUAACCUCCAGCCCAGAGCAAGAGACGUUUAGCGUUCAUAUUCGCACUGCUGGCGACUAGAAAAUUGCUCUAUUAAAUACCUGCACUGGAGAGGAAUAAAACAAAUAAUCUUGAUGAUGUACCAAGGUUUACUACAUUAUUAUUGUUACAGGUAUUGUUGUUAUCUUUACAAUAGUUCAGAAAUAUUUUAUGAUUAGGAUGGAGAUGACACAAAAAAAAACAAUAAAAUCACACUUCAAGUCAACUAUUGUUUUGAUCGACGAAAAUUGAAGUCAAUGACGAAAGAUAAAAAUCUAGUACAACUUAAUUAACAGCGGGUGAAACAGUGCUCUAUGCUUUUAUUUCUUCCAAAUACUUCACAGUGUAGUUAAACACCUCAAUCGAUUUCAGCGUAGUGAGCGUACACUUGAUGAUCUUUGCAAAUUUUUUGUAAUCAAAAUAUCUUACAAUAUGUCUCAAAAGAACUGGUCAUCUUUGAAAUCAGCCGAUAGUUUGAAAUUUGCAUGAUUCAGCGGCAAUGAUUGAUCUCCACGCUAGGAGGUAUAAAUGUAAUUAAAAUAAAUUUCUUGACUAGGAUUUUUAAUCACUAUAGCUUCUGUAUUAUACGUAUGUAGUUAUUAAUUUAUUAUGUAUUUAACUACGUUUAAUUAAGGAUCCUUGAGGAUCAAUUUUGCUGAAUCAUAAAA
This is a messenger RNA of Xenia sp. Carnegie-2017, 1613 nucleotides long. Its product is annotated as NADPH oxidase 3-like. Gene Ontology annotation, biological process: defense response; superoxide anion generation. The record is from RefSeq and is a predicted model, not a curated record. Lineage: Eukaryota; Metazoa; Cnidaria; Anthozoa; Malacalcyonacea; Xeniidae. Gene Ontology annotation, molecular function: superoxide-generating NAD(P)H oxidase activity. Gene Ontology annotation, cellular component: plasma membrane; NADPH oxidase complex.